AUGCUUGCAGCUCGUCGAUUCAUCCACAAGACCAUUUCCGCAAUGACUGCCGCUUCUGUUUACGAUUUCAAGAUGAAAGACGCCGAUGGCAAGGAGGUCGGGCUCGACAAGUACAAGUUCGUUUCAAAUUUCCGUUUCUCCCUGAGUUGAUUGAUAUCUUGUGUGAGGGAUUUCCGCUUAAGAGAGAUCUUUUCUAAACUUGAAUUCGGUUUCUAGAGGCAAAGUGCUGAUUAUCGUUAAUGUUGCUUCACAGUGCGGACUCACGAACUCCAACUACACACAAUUCAAAGAACUUCUGGACAAGUUUAAUAUUCUUUUGUUUUUUGUAAACUCUACCUUUAGGUAUAAAUCGGAGGGUCUGGAGAUCGCCGCUUUCCCAUGCAAUCAAUUCGGAAACCAGGUUUGAUUUCACAUGUUUUCAGAAAAUUCUUACGUGAAUUGCAUUUUAUUCCAUGGUUUACGGUCGGAAAAAUCACUAAAAAGGCGGAGAACAAAUUGAAAAGAAUAAAAAUAAAGAAAAUAUUCUGUCUAUUUUUCAAUUAUUCCAUGAAAACGGAAAAAGGAGAUUCAAUUUCGCUAUGAGAGAUGAACACACAUUUAGAUUCAAUUUGAGGAUAUCUGUUCAAAAACGUAAAAAAGUACACUUUUUCUCAAUGUUGAUUCCAGGAACCAUCAUGUGAGAUUGACAUCAAAUCGUUCGUCAACGACAAAUUCAAGUUCGAGCCGGACCUUUUUUCGAAGAUCGACGUGAACGGCGACAAGGCUGAUCCACUGUACAAGUUUCUCAAAAGCCAGAAGGUUUUCAGUCUCUUCAAUACGUGUUUACUUUUGUCUUCUUUCAGGGAGGCACUCUUAUCGACGCCAUCAAGUGGAACUUCACCAAGUUCCUCGUCGACCGUGAUGGAAACGUAAUCAAACGGUUUUUCCCUCAUAUUUUCGAUUAUAUUGUUUUGCGGAGUUUUUUCCAUUACUAGUAUACAGUUUUGAACUGGUCACUUCCGAAAUUUCAGCUUCGGCCCGACUACCGAGCCCAAAGACAUGCUGAAAGACAUUGAAGCGGCUCUGAAAUCACCUGCCAAAAUGUAAAUACCCCAAUUAUUUUAUUCUCUCAUUCGUUGUGAUCCAACUCCUUUUUCUAAAUGUAUAUACGAGCUCUGGAAUAAAUAAAGCAUUAGUUUCGAAAAAAAAAUUUUGAGUCACAAAUGUCCGUUGAUACGCAAGGGUUGGCUUAUUUUGAUGAAUAAAAAUCACAAAUUUUUUUCCAGGGUACCAGGUGUAUGGAACGUUUUUUUAGGGAAUGACUCCAGAUUUUGAGGAGAAAGUUCAAGAGUUCUUUGAGAAAAUUGGAGAUUUUGAUGAGCUCCCGCACAGUUUUGAUGACACUCUAAUCGAGAGGCUCAAAAUUUGCUUUGAUAGAAACAAGCUCCGGCGAAGGUUCGCGCAUUUUUCACAAAUAAAUAUUUAAAUUUGUCUUGUUUCGAUAAACGACGGGAAGCAUGUUACUCAAAAAGGAACAUAAUUUCUUUUGCGGUUGGAAAUUUUCUACUUGACUCGGAUGCGUAAAAUGAAUAUACUUGAAAAAUUUUUCUAGAAUAGUAAGUUUUAGUUUUUCAGAUUUUGCAGAUCUUUAUUUCAAGUUAAAGAAUAUUCUGGCAAGCUUUUCCCCAUCGCAAAGUAAAAAAAAAACUUUUUAACAUUUGAUUCGACCAAAUGUGUCGAUGAGACCUAGCUGGCAUUGAAAGCGUUUUCAAAAUCUCAGAUGUCAGAAUGGAGUCAGUGAUAGAACAAGAGAUGAGGAAACUGAACUCCGGGUCGAACUGCAUGCCUCUGAGGUUCUGGCUGGAGCUGGUCAACUGCAUGCUCGCAAAAAAGGUUGACUUCAUGCGGUUGUGAAGGAAGACAUCUUGUUCUAGUGUAUUUCGAACCCGAGGAAAGUCAGCGAAUUCGUCGUCGACUCGCUGCAGGAGCUUCUCUCGCAAGGACGACCGCCCAUCGUACUCGGAAACCUCGUCGAGCUUCUCAGUCACGUCCUUCCUGAGCGCGAAAUCUCCGACUGGGCGGGUGCGUCGUUCUCGAAUAUAAUUAAUGUUAGACGUCUGAAAGACUCUUUAUUCCAAAGAUUAUAGUCUUUUCAGGUUUUGAAUGUCAAGCCAUCGCUGAAACUCCGCCCCUUAUGCGUAGGUCAAACCAAUCAGAGAGGGAGCCAUCCACAGAGCGUUGUUGGGGACGAAUUUUGCUGCUUGACAUUCAAAAUCUGAACACACUAUAGCUGAUUUUUGUCUAUUAAUAUGAUUUUUGAUAGUUUACACGGAACCAAGGCCAAACUACUUAUUGAAUGUAGAUAAAAAAUGCUAUCGAAACUCCGUUUCUUUUGUUAAGAGGUCACCGACUGGGCGGUGGAAACUUUGAACACGCCGUCCUCCAGCCUCUUUCUGCUGAAAGGCGUCGUGAAUUAUUUGAAAAAGAUGGCCGCCAACGGGGAUUCUUCUCACGUUUCCCGAGUCGUCGACAUUUGCUGUCAAAGGGCACGUCGAAUAUUUCAAUGUAGUCCAUCGAGUGAACUUCAGAUGACCCAAGUGACUCCUCCGCCUAUGGCUUAUGUUAAUUUGCUGACGGAAUUCCUCAAAGACUACGCCGUCGGCGGUUUUUUCAACUUGGAAACGAGCCAAAAAGUCGUGAACUCGAUUCAGCGUUACAAAAGAAAAAUAAACGACAGCAUGCUUGAAAUCCUCGUCGAAACUAUAAGGUAUAAAUAAUGCCAGAAUCGAAAAAAUCGGUAAUGUAUGUGCCCUCCUUCCCCUCACCUGCUCUUUGCAUUGCUUUCUGAUCGCGUCGGUGAGGGAAAAGAGAUCGCAGACAGGUCAGACUGUUUGAGGUCGUGGCGAAUGUGUUAUGCCACGUCCGGACGCGUCCUAGGGAUUCUGAGGCCUCCAGACUAUUACACAUCAAAAAAUUGAAUUUUCCCUACAGAAAGUAUCCAGCUAUCGAGUUGAACUUUUGGCCGGAAAACUGGGAAAACGAGUCAAAUCGCAUCGAAAGUUUUGUUUUAUUUUUUGCCAGGUUUGUCUUCGAGGACUUUUUUUUAAAAAUAAAACCUGUUUAAAUUUUAUUUCUCGAUUUCCAGCGACCUUUUGAGCGACCAAGAAGCUCCAUACGUUGCAGAAGUCGUUUCUUCCAAGUUUAUGACUGCAUUAUUCUUCAGUUCCCUAAUUUCCAAACUCGAUGAGAAGGUGAGUGAUAUAGAUUUUUUAGAAAUUGAAUAAAACAAACAUUUUCUUGUUAGUCAUAGUCUCUUACUGGGAAGCUUAUUUCAUAUUCUACUUUUUUAAUAUUUUUUCUGCAUUCUUCAAAUUAAAAGCACAAUGCCAAUCUAAUAUUUCUGAACGAAUCAAAUAAACUGAAAAGCAAGGAAAAAAUAAAUAGAUUUUAGGCUUUGGAAAAAUAUCUGGAUGUGAUUCUGAACAAUACGCCGUCCAUAAAGGAGUCGGACUACGGAUACGAGUUAUUAGUGAGGUAAUUGAAUAUCAAAGAAGAGAGGAUUUCGAUUUUUUCAGUGAGCUUGACAAACGAUCUUUGCCGUUUGCCGCGCAUUUCUUGCGAAAAUCGCCUCGAAAAUUAUGGGUAACUCAGUUACCCAACAAAUUCAAUUAAAGGAAAAUCUUAUAGAAAAACAAGAACAUUUUGAAAAAUUUGAAAACGCGUCACGGCGAGGAAGUUCUUGAGCAGUUUGAUAUGAACGACUUGAAGCUCAAAAUAGCCGACUUCGUCUCUAAAUGCUACUUUAUUUGCUGGAAUGACAUUCUUAUGAUUACUUUCAGGUUUGGAAAGUUCGGAGUGGGAAGAAAAAGACACGGGAUUAGAAAUCGGCAGUAUUUUUUCCUGUUUCUUGCCUUCUCGUGGUGAUAUUUAUUCUCACUUUUUCGAGAAUUUUUGAAUCUGUACAGAAACUCUUCUCGAGUUUGUCAAGGACAAUCAAUCGCCGUACGUACAGCAAACGGCCAUGAAAACCUUAAGAGAUCACUUUGGCGGGGUUCCAAUUGAGGCGGCAAAAGAGAUACUUUUGACGAGCUCCGAGCCAACGGCAAGGUAUUUCGUGAGCUACGAAUCUGUUUCAGCGCAAAUAAACGAAAAAAAGCAAAAUUUCGGAAUUUAGUUUUUGAAAACUUCACCUGCCCCUUUUUUUCAAAGCUAUCGCUUUUUUUCGCACAAAUUUUCUCCUGCCUACUUCGGCAUAUUUCACAUGACGAUCUUAAGAGAGGAAGCUAUGAAAUCUCUUGCUGAGUGUGACGCUCUGGAAGAAGAUGACGUGAUCGAAAUUUUGAGCACAUGCCUGGAAGAGGACAACCAUUUUCUCAAGUUCAAGGCCGUUGAGGUCGCAGAAAGACUUCUGAACGGAAAGUUCCGCAAUUCGGAACAUCUCAAAGCACUGCUUCUGGAAAAAACAAAUGUCUGUUAUUCUUUCAAAUCUUUUAUUUAUGGGGAAACGCUCAAAGAUUACAGGACGCUGAGGUAGGCAACGUCGUCCGUGGGAUCCUCGGAAUGUCGUCACUUGAAGUCGUUCAGAUGGAGACGCCUCUGCAGAUCAUCACCCAAAUGGUCGACUCCCUUACAUUGAGACGUCCAGCCGACGAUACAAUGGACUGCUACUGA
This is a messenger RNA of Caenorhabditis auriculariae, 4650 nucleotides long. The record is from the annotation of a GenBank genome assembly. Lineage: Eukaryota; Metazoa; Nematoda; Chromadorea; Rhabditida; Rhabditidae.